GGUGACAUGUUUGGUCUGUUUUAUAGUUAUCAUUGCUUAUAUCUAAUUUAAAGGCAGUUAGAGCAUUAACAUUGAAUAUUUCAAUGCUCACUGCUGUUCUGCCAUGUUUGAGAAUGUUUUGACAGAGUGAACAGAUCGUCAUAUCCGAUCAUGAGUAUCCCGUGUUUUGUAAAAACAGUGACCAGAAGUUUCACCAGUGGAUCAGGGCUGUUCAGACCCACUAUAUUGUGUUCAUGUAAAGACACGGUCACACGGAAAAUGUCAUCCAGGAGACAGACUGACCAUCUGAAGAGAACCGCUAGUGUUUACAGACAAAUGGAAAUUUUCACUGCACGAGUUUGUGGCAUUAUGAGUGAAUCUGAUACCGUAAAGAGACUAAGAUUGGAGGUGCCCCAUCCUGACUUCAGCUUUCGUGCCGGACAGUGGGUUGAUUUCUUCAUCCCAGGAGUGGAUACAGUGGGUGGCUUCUCCAUUUGCUCCAGCCCUGGCCUGCUGCAGAGAGAGGGAGUGAUUGAGCUGGCAGUCAAAUACACACAUCAUCCUCCUGCGCACUGGAUUCACACCAGAUGCUCUGUGGACUCUGAAGUAGCUGUGAGGGUUGGUGGUAAUUUCUUUUUUGACCCUCAACCUUCUGACCCUGUGGUUGACCUGUUACUGGUGGCUGGUGGUGUUGGUAUCAACCCUCUGUACUCAAUCCUGCUGCAUGCAGCUGACUUGCACAGACACUCACAUGAUCAUGGGUACAAGCCAGGGCAAACACAUCUCUGCUACAGUGCCAAAAACACUAAGGAGCUGCUCUUCAAGAACACCAUUAUUGACAUCUGCCGUGAGCUUCCAGAUAAAUUGUCCUGCGAUUUCCAUGUUACUCAGCAGAGCGCUGAGAUAGAAGAACAACUUCAGCCUUACACUAUCAGUGGAAGGAUAUCUGAAGAGGUGCUACAGCGUCACGUAGACCCUGAGCGUACACUUUGUUAUCUUUGUGGGCCUCCUCCUAUGAUAGAAAAAUUUAAUGCAGACCUGCAGAGGUUUGGCCUAUCAGAGGACAAAAUCCUUUUUGAGAAAUGGUGGUAGCCCCAUCCCUAUAUCACCACAAGCUCCGGCCAUACCAGAGGCCACAGAGAUGGAUCUCUGCAUCUGUUGCAUCAUAGAAAAAGACCGUAAUGGCAAUGGACCAGUAAUUCCUUUGAGUUAAAAUGCAAAGUACAACAGACAAUUUGUCUGUAUCGUUCUGUACUUCUCUGGAGUCCAUAUAUCCCUGAAUGUGGAUGGGUUUUGUAGUAUAUUUUAACUUAUAAACUUGAGAACAACUUCUGUUAUACCUCAUUUUAAAGGUCUUGACAAAGUGACCAUAACCUGUGCAUAACGUUCUGCGUUAUAGUUCAUUUGCUGGUUAACUCCGCAUAACAAUACUACUUUGAGGGCAAGAUGAAGGAUUGCACUGGGGUAUUUUUUUUUACUACUAUUAUAUAUGUUGUUUUCAAUUUAAUUUUAUAAUACAGAUUUAUUCAUAAAACAGUUGUAAUUCAUAUUCAGAGGUCAUUUAAAACUGGAUUUAUGAAUGAGGAUGCUUUAACAAAAUCUUACGGGUUAAAUACAAGUUAAGCUCAAUUGACAGUUGUUUAUUUGAAAGAAUUAAUUUUUAAAGAAUAAAAAUACAAAUUAAGGAUACAGUGAGGCACUUACAAUGAAAGUAAAAGGGGGUAAAUUUUUUUUAUGUUUUAAAGGCUGAAAUGUGAAGCUAAACGAUGAUUUUACAAAACCACUUUAAUUCUUCUGUUAAAACGUAAAGCAUUGGCAACAAAGUUGAAAAAUAAACUUUACAUAAAAAUGCCUAUUAUCCAUUUUUAUCACAAAAUCAUGUUAAUGCAUAGUUUAUAUCUUGUGACUAUACUUCUGAAACCGUAAGUAUUUUAACAUUUACAGAUUGGCCCCAUUCAUUCCAUUGCAAGUACCUCACUGUAACCCAGAUUUUUGCCUUUUGUUUUUACUUUGUGCGACCCCACGUAUUUAGUGCAUUCAGAAAUUAUUCAGACCCCUUCAUUUUGUUAUGUUGCAGCCUUAUGCUAAAAUGCUUUUAAAUUAUAAUUGUUUUUUAUUUCAAUCUACAUUUAAUACCCCAUAGUG
Xyrauchen texanus (razorback sucker) is the source of this 2124-nucleotide messenger RNA. Its product is annotated as oxidoreductase NAD-binding domain-containing protein 1-like. The record is from RefSeq and is a predicted model, not a curated record. Gene Ontology annotation, cellular component: mitochondrion. The coding region runs from base 151 to 1071 and encodes 306 amino acids. The transcript has 8 exons. Gene Ontology annotation, molecular function: oxidoreductase activity. Lineage: Eukaryota; Metazoa; Chordata; Actinopteri; Cypriniformes; Catostomidae.